GAAUACAACACUCAUUGGUUAUCACCAUGGUAACACAGCAGCGCCCAGUAUAGCGAUUGGCUGGUUCUUUGCCGUAAAGCACAACUGCACUCUUAGCUACGCUACUUGUGGUGGCUAACGAGAGACCGGCGAUUGUUUUGACAAACGACAUCACUUGAAGCCAUUUUCAUCUUUCGAAUAACAUUUAAAUGGCGGAGAAAAACGAAAACCUCGAGGAGCACCUCGAAAAGUUUGUCGAAAAUAUUCGACAGCUUGGAAUUAUCGUAAGCGACUUCCAGUCGAGCAGCCAAGCUGGACUCAACCAAAAACUAAAUUUAAUGAUAACGGGACUGCAAGACAUUGAGAAGUGCCGUCAGCAGCUGCACGAGAUCAACGUACCACUGGAAGUUUUUGAAUACAUCGAUCAGGGUCGAAACCCACAGCUAUACACAAAGGAGUGUUUGGAGAGAGCCUUGGCCCGCAACGAGCAAGUUAAAGGAAAAAUUGACACCCUGACGAAAUUCAAGAGCCUUCUCAUCUCCGAGCUCAGCAAAGUCUUCCCGGAGGAGAUGUUGAAAUAUAAGGCGAUACACGGCGACGACGGCCCAUCCUAGUGAUUCCUGCACUGUUACCCUUGACCCGUCAACCUGUGACAAUUACUUUUUAAGCCUUGAACCGGUCAGAUCAAGGAAGAGAACCCUUUGCACUCGCAACCAGACUGAGACAAUGUUCUUUAUCCUAAAAAUUGAUUCAGAUGGAGUGUGUUGGCUGGACAAAUGUGGCCUUACACGUCCAUGUCGCUUGGAUGCUGUAUGAGCAGCAGGGUAAAUUUCAAGCGCCAUACCGAAGCUCCUUCCUGACUCUCCCUGAAGCGGUGGUACUUAUUUAUAUGUUUUUAUAAUAAUUGACAAGGCACACAGUAAGAGUUGGACAUACAUUUGUUUGCUCGGGCUGUGAUCAAUCUGAAUGCAGGUGUUUUUUUUUUGUUUUUUUUUCGGCCCUGCUCAGCAACAUGUCUGCUCUUUAUUUGUAUCAUAUUAAAGGUUUUGUAAGUGGAUAA
Molecule: messenger RNA, 1039 nt
Organism: Hippocampus zosterae (dwarf seahorse)
Lineage: Eukaryota; Metazoa; Chordata; Actinopteri; Syngnathiformes; Syngnathidae
Gene: med10
Product: mediator complex subunit 10
Exons: 4
Coding region: 189-593 (134 amino acids)
Biological process (GO): positive regulation of transcription by RNA polymerase II
Cellular component (GO): mediator complex; chromatin
Molecular function (GO): transcription coregulator activity
Source: RefSeq, a predicted model, not a curated record